CAGAAGCUUGCCUCUUGGAAAAGCUCCUUGCUGUCCUUCGAAGGUUGGAUAACUUUAAUCAACUCGGUACUCUCUGCUAUCCCUAUAUUUUAUUUAUCUUUAUUUAAGAUUCCUAAAUGUGUAAUUCGGGAGAUGAUUAAAAUUCAAAGAAGUUUUUUUUGGGGGGGUGUCAAUUUGGAUAGGAAAAUUUCAUGGGUUAGUUGGGAGUACAUGUGUGUGGAUAAGGGGAGAGGAGGUUUAGGAGUGGCUGAUUUGGAGAGGAGAAAUUGUAGUUUGUUGGGAAAAUGGUGGUUUAGGCUAGGUGAUGGUGUUGAGGGUUUAUGGAAGCGGAUUCUUUGGGAGAAAUAUUAUGGGGGUAGAAAGGAGGCUGAUAUUACGUCAGUUGUGAAUUGGAAUAUGUCCGGUGUAUGGAAGGAUAUUAUGGGUCUAGGCAGAGGGUCAGAAAGAUUGGACGCAAUGUUAGGAAAAGGUUUUCAGUGGAAGGUUGGGAAUGGGAGUUGUGUAGAUUUUUGGCAUGAUAAAUGGGUGGGGGAUAAACCAUUGAGGAUUUUAUUCCCUCGGUGGAGGCGAGGUUGUGUAGGGAGGGGAGUGGGGGAGGAAGAACAGUUUAGGGAGUUGAUUAAUAGGGUCAGGUUGCAUAAGGAAGAAGCUGAUACUUGGAGAUGGAUCCAUAGUGGUGAUGGUGUUUAUUCGGCUAAGAGGGCUUACGACUUUUUAUCAUCGAAAUGUUGUAUUUUGGAUGAGAAAUGGUCUAGGGUCAUUUGGGCUAGUUAUGUACCCUCCAAAUUGAGCGUAUUUGGGUGGAGAUUUUUUUUGAACAGGUUAGCUACAAAGGAUAACUUGUGUCGGAGAGGGGUGGCUCUUCCAGGGGGGAAUGUUUGUUGCGGGCUUUGCCAUGAAGAUGUCGAGCAACUCCAGCAUGUCUUUUGUCAUUGUAAACCAGUUUGGCUGGUGUGGAUGAAGGUUCUGGGUUGGUGGGGUGUACAGAGUGCUUUGCCAAAUGAUGUCUUUGGAAUGGUAGAUGCUGUGGUGGCUGGAAUCAAUGGGGGGAGUUGGACGGAUUUAGGGCCUCUUAUUUUUUUGGUUACUGCUUGGUAUGUUUGGUUUUGGAGAAAUUUGAAAGUGUUUGGGGCUGGUGAAAGGUUCGAAGAGCGAAUAUUGGAUUCUAUUCAAUCUAAAUCUUUUUUCUGGCUGAAAAAUAAGGAACAAGGCUGUAGUUUUUCCUAUACAUAUUGGAUUUUACGACCGUUGGAGUGCAAGAAGGCCAUUGUUCAACACGGCAGGAACCUAAGGAAUUAUAAGAGGCUGUAUGCGUCUGCGGAUAGAGUUCAAGUUCAAGGUGCUGCGUCUAUGCUAUUGUAAGACUCGCUGGAGAUGGUUACGUGAAGUUUGAAGGGAUUUCUAUGGGCAUUGUGGCAAGGGCUUUCUACCGUCCCAAGUUGUCAUUUUUUUAAUGGGUGUUUCUCAGGUCUUGUGAUAUUUGGUGUGUUGGUUACUUGUUUGAAGGGAGGGUGUUGGUUUACUUUCUCUUUUAUUUUUGUAUGUGGGUUGGAGUACCCCUUGUACUCCAUUCAAUAAAUUUCAUUUUGCUGA
Rubroshorea leprosula is the source of this 1593-nucleotide messenger RNA. NCBI's taxonomy places the organism in Eukaryota, Viridiplantae, Streptophyta, Magnoliopsida, Malvales, Dipterocarpaceae. The record is from the annotation of a GenBank genome assembly.